AUGGCUCGACAGAACGCAGAUGAUCUUAUUACAUUUCAUUUAUCUCAAGAUUGUAUCGACUAUAUUAAUUCAUUGAAGAACAAAAAUCAACCAAUUUGUUUUAUUACAUCCGGUUCAGUGGGUAUUACGGUGAUUCCAUUAAUUCAAAAUAUCGAUCAAAUCGACUCGAUUCUUGUUUUCUGUAUGAAAAAACGUUACCAUGAAAUUCAUCGAAUUUUAAAUACAUACAAUGAAUUAAUAGUUCAUUUGCAAAUGCGUCCUAAAUCAAUCGAUCAACAUGGAUUAAUAAUUAAUAUCUUUGAUAUUGAAAAAUUAAAAGAAUUACGUGAUUAA
Molecule: messenger RNA, 333 nt
Organism: Rotaria socialis
Lineage: Eukaryota; Metazoa; Rotifera; Eurotatoria; Philodinida; Philodinidae
Source: the annotation of a GenBank genome assembly